CCACUUAUCUCCACUGGGUCUCAGAUGCCAAUGUUUGCAGGUCUUUUGGGGGCCAUUUGCUCCAGAGGAAUCCUCUUCUUACUGCCUGAAGCUGUAUGGCUGAGUGGGAGAAGCGGGACUGGGCUCCUCCAUGAAUAUCUCAGGCAUGUCUUCCAAACUGGCUUUUAAAGUGGAAGGCGGGCAUUUUGAUACCAUCUUCCCGCCGUGUCACGGUCGCCGGCUUCUGAACGAGGAUGGCAAGAGGCAAGCGUCCUUUACUGACCCUCUAAAGUCUGGGUGCCCCGGGCGCCGGCAGGGCAGGGAUGGGUGCACGACAGGCCUCCGGAGCCCUCGCAGCCUGCUGUCAGGCCGUCUGCCGGGGGCGUGGCGUCGGGCCCUCUGGCGCUAGACCCCGCCCCUCAGCCCGGGUCCCCGCUGCCCCCGUCCCCGCUGUCUCCGCCUUUCCCUCUUUCCUCACGGUCAAGACCUUUCACCCUCGAGUUAUCCUGCGGCCCCCAAACUCCGGGCACCCCUGCGAGUGGCUGACACCGUCCCUGAGCGGCCCCUGACGCCCCUGCCUGGCCCUCCCCGCCCCGGGGCCGCGGGGGCUCGGCCUCCCAAGGAGCCUCUCCUGUCGGCGUCCUCGGUCCCCGCCGCCGUCCGUCCUCCUCCGAGGAACCUUCCCACCUCACCGCCCAGCGGGGCCGUCAGCUGCCGCCUACCGUCUUCCCCUCACGCACUCACUUCCAGCCACCCAGCCUCCUCCGGGGCACCAGCUCCUCCCUGCCUGAGCCUCUCCCCCAGAUCGCGCCUGCCCCCUCGCCUCAGGCGUGCCGGGAUCCUCCCCACAAGGCCGGCGGCCUCCGCGCGUCGCCCUGCAAGUCACUCCCGGGCGGACGCGAGCUCCCGGCGAGACUUCAGGCCCCGCCCUGGCCCCGCCCCUGGCUACGGUCCCGCUCAGACCCCGCCCAGGCCACGCCCUCAUUGCGAAGCAACGUCGGGCUCUCGACCACUGAGGCGGCCGAGCUCGCCCUGGGCCCACCUUCGCGGCGCUCUGAUUGGCUGCAGAGGCAUCGGCCCACCGCUCCCCGGUGUCUGCUGAGGCGCGCCGGCGGGGGCCGGGGUAUGGGACCAGGGGCCAGCGCGGGGGCGCAGGGGCGCAGGAGGCGAGCGGUGCGGAGCGGUCAUGACGGAGGGCACGUGCCUGCGUCGCCGAGGCGGCCCCUACAAGACGGAGCCCGCCACCGACCUCAGCCGCUGGCGCCUGCGCAGCGAGCGGGGCAGGCAGACGUGGACGUACUUGGCGGGGGAGGAGGACCCCGGCCGCGGGCAGACGGCGCUGGAGGCGCACUCCCUGGGCCUGGACACCGGGAGUUACUUCAAGGACUUGCCCGAAGCCGACACAGCCCACGGAGGGGCUCUGAACGGGAUGGUGUUUUACGUGCGGCUGCAGGCUGAGGAUGGGCACUGGGCGGGGGAUUAUGGCGGCCCACUCUUCCUCCUGCCAGGCCUCCUGAUCACAUGCUAUGUGGCCCAGAUCCCUUUGCCAGCGGGAUAUAGAGAAGAGAUGGUGCGGUACCUGCGGUCAGUGCAGCUCCCUGAUGGCGGCUGGGGCCUGCAUAUGGAGGAUAAGUCCACAGUGUUUGGGACUACACUCAACUAUGUGUCUCUGAGAAUUCUGGGUGUCGGGCCUGAUGAUCCUGACUUGGUACGAGCCCGGAACAUUCUUCACAAGAAAGGUGGUGCUGUGGUCAUCCCUUCCUGGGGGAAGUUCUGGUUGGCUGUCCUGAACGUUUACAGCUGGGAAGGCCUCAACACUCUGUUCCCAGAGAUGUGGCUGUUUCCUGCCUGGGUACCUGCGCAUCCCUCCACGCUCUGGUGCCACUGCCGACAGGUCUACCUGCCCAUGAGCUACUGCUAUGCCACCCGGCUGAGCGCUAAGGAGGACCCACUGGUCCAGAGCCUUCGCCAGGAACUCUACGUGGACGACUAUGCCAGCAUCGACUGGCCGGCGCACAGGAGCAGCGUGGCACCCGAUGACCUGUACACACCGCACAGCUGGCUGCUCCGUGUGGUGUACGCAUUACUCAACCUGUAUGAGCGCCACCACAGCACCAGCCUGCGGCAGCGGGCCAUCCAGACGCUGUAUGAGCACAUCGUGGCAGAUGACCUCUUCUCCAAGUGCAUCAGCAUUGGCCCGAUCUCAAAAACCAUCAACAUGCUUGUGCGCUGGUACGUGGAUGGGCCGGCCUCCUCUGCCUUCCAGGAGCACAUCUCCAGGAUUCCUGAUUACCUCUGGCUGGGCCUCGAUGGCAUGAAAAUGCAGGGCACCAACGGCUCACAGGUGUGGGACACCGCAUUUGCCAUCCAGGCUAUGCUAGAGGCAGGGGCACAGCACAGGCCUGAGUUUUCGUCUUCCCUGCAGGAGGCACAUGAGUUUCUCCGGAUCUCCCAGGUCCCAGACAACCCCCCUGACUACCAGAAGUUCUACCGCCAGAUGAGCAAGGGUGGCUUCCCCUUCAGCACGCUGGAUUGUGGCUGGAUUGUUGCCGACUGCACAGCUGAGGCCUUGAAGGCCAUCCUUCUCCUGCAGGAAAGCUGUCCCUUUGUCACCAAGCACGUCUCGCGAGAGCAGCUCUGUGAUGCUGUUGCUGUGUUGCUGAACAUGAGAAAUUCUGAUGGAGGGUUUGCCACCUAUGAGACUAAGCGUGGGGGGCACUUGCUGGAGCUGCUGAACCCCUCGGAGGUCUUCGGGGACAUCAUGAUCGACUACACGUAUGUGGAGUGUACCUCAGCCGUGAUGCAGGCACUGAAGCUUUUCCAUGAGUGUUUCCCAGACCAUAGGGCCGGGGAGAUCAGGGAGACGCUCAAGCAGGGCCUGGAAUUCUGUCGGCAGAAGCAGCGGGCUGACGGCUCCUGGGAAGGCUCCUGGGGGGUUUGCUUCACCUACGGCACCUGGUUUGGGCUAGAAGCUUUCGCCUGCAUGGGGCAGACUUACCGCAGUGGCAGUGUGUGUGCGGCGGUCUCCCAGGCCUGCGACUUCCUGCUGUCCCGGCAGAUGGUGGACGGGGGCUGGGGGGAAGACUUCGAGUCCUGCGAGCAGCGGCGUUACGUGCAGAGUGCCACGUCGCAGAUCCACAACACGUGCUGGGCCCUGAUGGGGCUCAUGGCUGUCAGGCAUCCCUGCAUAGAGGCCCUGGAGAGAGGAGUCAGGUGUCUGCUUCGGAAACAGCUUCCCAAUGGCGACUGGCCCCAGGAAAACAUUGCUGGCGUCUUCAACAAGUCCUGUGCCAUCAGCUAUACAAGCUACAGGAACGUGUUCCCCAUCUGGGCCCUUGGCCGCUUCUCCCACCUGUACCCUGAGAGUGCCCUUGCCGGCCACCCUUGAAGGCGCCUGGCAGUUGGGUGGGUGGUGGGCAUGGGUGUCGGUGGGGCUACUGAGCAGGGUGGGACCAGGCCUGGGGCAGGGCGGGGCUGGUGGGCUUUAGACACUUGAUUUUCAGGAUAGGUUUAGUUCUUAGAAGAGCUUAUGGAGCUCAGGUGAGGAAAGGAGCAAGCUGAGCCAUGAUCCUGGAGGAGGUGUGGCGUGUUCUGCGGUACCUGGGCAUGGCGCUCGUCCUUGCUAUGGGGCUGGGGGGCGGGUGGACUUUCUUGAUCAAUAUCUGAGUUCUUGGGAUGGGGAACUGUGAGUCAUAGGCCUCCUGCUUGGUGCUGCCGAGGAGCCGGCUCGGCUAGGCUUGUCCCUGUGACCUCUGUGGGGCCAAAGGGUGUGACAGCUUUUCUGAACAGCCCAGCGGGAGGCUGGUCUCCCUGUUCACCCAGGCGCUCAGGGCUCAGGAAGGAACGGGGAGCAGACUUGCCAAGUGUCUGUGCCUGCUCAAAGGGGAGCCAGACGUGGCUGCCAGCCCUGCCCUACACCUCAGGCCCACCCAUGCUGCAUGGCGGUGCUGCCAGCUGUGGGCGCCAGCAUCCUUCUCUCCCGAGUUUGCAGCCUGUAGUGUCUGGUGCUGACAGAGGCAUGGGCGGGAGACCAAGCGUACAGAGGGGUGAGUGUUCGUGGGUGGUUUGGUGGUUACCACUGUGGGGCACUGCCGUGUGCCGGGGACCGCAGAGCAGUUGUGCUGGGCAGGCCUGAUGCCGGGGGACGCCCUCUUGGCUGCCAACUCUCAUGUCCUGGUUUGUGCUCAGAGCAGAAGUGAGGGCCGGAUUUCCAAGGUGAUGCCUCUUUGGUGCUAAACUUCCGAAUUCCUCUCUGGCUUUAAAUCUGUUUGGUUUGACGUGCAUGGAUUUGGGGCUCAGGGUGAAAAACCCGGGUUCUGGAUUUACCUUUGACCUUUGAGAACAAGUGGCUCACGUGCUUCGGGCCUCCCCAGGAGUGUGGCUGUGAGGAGUCACCAGGAGCUUUGAUGAGAAUAAGAGCCAGGCCUGGUGUUGCCCUUAGGGCCCCAGACUGCUUGCCCACCCCAGUGCCCUCUCUGCCUGCUGUUCCUCUGUACUGCCUCCUGGACUGGCAGCAGCCCCUGGCUGUGCUCCUGGCUGACUGUCCUCCAUCAGACAGCCAGAUGUCUGAGUGCUCCCCUGCUCCUGCCAUUCUCUGCCCUGGAGGUCCCUGGAGGACCCUCGCUGAGACUUUGCACCAUGUGACCUUGACUCUGCAGCUCUCAUGGCCUUGAGUGCUGUCCCUGACUCUGCCUGGAGCUCGCCUGCUUUGGGCCUUGGUCUAAACUGUUCUCCACUGACCGUCCUUUGCCCCAAGGUGGUGCUUCUGCUCUGAGCCCUGCGGGGCUGGGUUGUGUGUACACAUUGACGGCCUGCCGGCUCCACUGGCUGCCACGCCGUGUGGCACGUAGUGGGUGUUCAGUGGAUGCCUGUGGAGUGUCAGCACUUUUCCCAGACAGUUUAAAUGAGCGUCUCUUUUGGCUGAAGGAACUGUUGGGAUCGCUUUGAAAUCUAUCAGGUUUGCUCUUGCACUUAUUGUCUUGGCCCAUGUUCUCCCCCCACAGGGGCAGCAAUAACCCAGGUGGUGAUUUUCCAUGGUCUGCUCCUCAAAGUGGCCACUGCCCCUGGGAGGCUCCCAGCCAUGGCCACAUCACUGGACAGAACAUAAGAAACGAAAAUCUGCUUUUCUACUGAAAAUGUUGUCACUUCUGUGGCCAGGUACCUUAAUAAACAGACAUGUGAUUCCGUUCGGCCAAAGCGGGUCACACUUGUGUUUUGUGUCAUGUUAGGAACAGUCACAGAUCUGGGGUUUUCUGAGAGCGUCACUAGGGCACCAUGUCGGAUGCUGGGCCACGACCUCAUCAAUUUCAGGGGAUGAGAGUGACUGUUUCAAGAUGAGCAGAUGUGUCUCCAGUUAUUUGAGGGGAAGUUAUGUGCCCCAGCCUGAUUAAAAAUCAAGUUCUCAACGAACCAGAAGUAGACUCGUAAAUAUAGACCAAAGUGGUGGGUGCGGGGGGAAGCGGUGGGGGAUGAGGGAAGCAGAUGAAGGGGUUUAAGAACUUCCAGUUCCACGAUGUGUGAUUCAGCGAUGAAAAGUACAGCGCAGGAGGAUAGCCAGUGCUACUGCGGUCCCGUGGUGUGAUGACAGGUGGUGACCGCACUUUGCGUGGGGAGCCCUGAGCAACACACCCAGUUGUCGAGUCACUGCUGUAUGCCUUGUCAGCUGUACUUCAGAUAAAGCAAAAUCAAGUUCUUCCCUGGGCUAACCGUUCAAGAUAUCUGAAUUCAAAUUAUUUUUGGUUACUGGGCACAGAUUUUGAGAAUUAUGCCGGAAAGUUUUUGCUGGAGCCAUAUUAGAAUUUCUGUAUUCACUAUGAUGGAAACUUCAGAUCUUCCCUUCGAGGAAUUUUCUAACUAGAAAUCCUAAUUCACAAUGGAAAUUCAUCUCUGAGAAAGUACUUUUCCUUACGGGACAGAAUCAAUAUUACUACAUAUAUCUAUGUUUUACUUAAGCAAUAAAAUGUUUCAAUAAUUAA
Ailuropoda melanoleuca (giant panda) is the source of this 5954-nucleotide messenger RNA. It is a transcript of the gene LSS, whose product is annotated as lanosterol synthase. The transcript has 23 exons. Gene Ontology annotation, biological process: triterpenoid biosynthetic process; cholesterol biosynthetic process. The coding region runs from base 1166 to 3367 and encodes 733 amino acids. Gene Ontology annotation, molecular function: lanosterol synthase activity. Gene Ontology annotation, cellular component: lipid droplet. The record is from RefSeq and is a predicted model, not a curated record. Lineage: Eukaryota; Metazoa; Chordata; Mammalia; Carnivora; Ursidae.